Nematocida major is the source of this 1941-nucleotide messenger RNA. RefSeq lists its product as uncharacterized. The record is from RefSeq and is a predicted model, not a curated record. NCBI's taxonomy places the organism in Eukaryota, Fungi, Microsporidia. The transcript has a single exon. Bases 1 to 1941 code for a protein of 646 amino acids.
AUGGAAAAAGAUAAAACGCCUAGAGAAGAUAAAAAAACCUUGAGAGAAUCGAUGGUGAAAAAAUACCUGCUGACAGGCAAGAGCCCCGCAGUAAGCACGGACGAUAUGCACAAAGCUAUCGAGAAGCUUGCAAACAAGCUGGCUUGGCAUGCAUACAGACACGACUCCUGCUUGAAUGAGGAGGAGGCCUCCCUCACGCUGGAGGUAGCAAACGGCCUUGUGUUCAACGAGCUUUUGAAAAUGGUCCAAACACUCUCACACACUGGGCCAGAAAAGCCGGAAGCCUGCGCCGAUGUAACGCGCAUGGGCCUGCAUUUGAAGGCCUGCGCGCAAGAAAUAGCCAGCACAGUGAGCAAAGCUGUGUGCGAAAUGGAAGCAAAAACACAAGAUAUGCACGCCAGGAUGGUGGAGCCUGCGGAGAUGCGCCUUCAGGAAGCAAAGCGGAAAAUCUGGGGAAAAGAAGCCGAGGAGUGCGUGUGCAAAAUGAAGGUCUGGGUCACUGAGAUGGAGCUGGAGGGCCUGAUGGCGUACAGCCGGCUUCGCGCGCAGUACCGCGUGGUGGGCGUUGAGGACGGGAGAGAAGAGGACUUAGCCCGCGUGCGGAGCUCUUUGGAAGCGUGUCGCGAGGACCUGGAGGCUGCUACUCGGCAGGUUGCAGAGGAAAAGUGGCACAGAGAAGAGUGCCGCCAAAACAAAGAGAAGUACGAUGGCAUGCUGGCGUGGCUGAAAAUGCAUGUGGAUGCAUGCGCCGAGGUGCGCGACACCCUGUUUUCGGGCGUGUUCAGCGCGGCGGGAAGGGCGCUGCAUGGAUUGCAGAGUGAAAGCACGCUUGCGCGCUUGGCAGAAGAGCUAUGCAUGCGCCAAGGCGCUCCAGCGGAAAGCCCCGCGGAUGCCAUGAAGAGAAGGCAGAGGGAGAUCGAGUAUUCGCUGGCGGCACAUGCCGAGGAAAGAACCCGGCUUUUCGAGAAAGUCUGCGCUGCAGAAAAGAAAGAGGUGCUGCGGAAAGAGUCUGCGCGCGCGCUGACCGAAACGCUGGAGCGCAGCGAAGACGCGCGCCUGUGCAGCCUGGAGAGGCUGCUGCACACCGAGAAGGACCGCAUGGCUGCGCGCGCCGCAAAGAUGUGCAGGAAGUCUGUGGGCAGCGGAGGGUCUUUGCAGAAAACAGAGGCGGGCGAAGCCAUCGACAUGCAGAUGCACCGGCAAAUGCUGGAGGACCUGCUGAAGAGACAGACGGAGGAGAUGGAGCAGAGGCACGCCGAAGUCCGGGAAAAAAUGGCAAAGGUGAGGAGCGCCUGGCCCCUGAAGAGAGGCCUUGCUGCGCAGAAGCGCGCUGCAGACGAAAUCCGGGAGAUGCAGGAAAAGGUGCGGCAAAUCGAGAGCAAAAUGCUGCAGCUGUCUCAGGAAAAGGGCCGGGUUCGGGUUAUGGACAGCGUUGCGCAGGCGCACGAGGAUUUGUGGGACUUCGGGCUGAUAGGCGCUAUUGGAGAUGCUGUCAACAGCCUGCAAGAGAACCGCGAGCCUUUUUGCGCCUUCUCUGACGCUGUGCAUCUGCAUGAGAUGGCCCCUUCAAAGCUGCUGGAAAACGAGCCUCUGUCUGUUGGCGCGCGCCCGCAGAAGGCUGUCAGCCAAGCGCUGCCGAGAGACAAAAACAUAUCUAUGGACGCGCAGGCGUGGAAAGACGGGAAGCGGGAGCGGAUUAUGGAGGAGGUGCUGCGGCUGCAGAAUGAGAAGUCUGUGCUGAGUGAGGCUAUAAAUGCGCACUCCAACCUCAUCAAGGACUUGGAGGCGCUCAUAAGCCGCUCUGCAGAUGAUAGCAUGCACGUAAAUCGGCAUCUGCACGAAAAGCAAAGCAUGGAGGAGGCUUUGGCGAAGCUUGAAAAAAGGCUGCAAAGGGCAACCCGCAUGCUGAAGCGCGCAGAAGAGACCCUGGAGGCGAUCUAG